Molecule: messenger RNA, 2129 nt
Organism: Cryptococcus deneoformans JEC21
Lineage: Eukaryota; Fungi; Basidiomycota; Tremellomycetes; Tremellales; Cryptococcaceae
Product: carboxypeptidase D, putative
Exons: 7
Coding region: 231-1892 (553 amino acids)
Biological process (GO): proteolysis
Molecular function (GO): serine-type carboxypeptidase activity
Source: RefSeq, a predicted model, not a curated record
CGCUUUCCACUUCCCGUUUAUCAACCAUAACCUAUUGCGCCAUCACACCUUGCGUCAUGCAUCUUCGGCAUACCGGGGAUGAAGAUGCAGGCACAUCUCCGUUUCUUCUUGCUCUCCUUCCUUCUCCACGAUCCAAAACUAUCACUGGAUUCUUUCCCAUCACCACCCCCUUCUUCGGGCUGCAUCGCCAUAAGCCCGCUUGACUAACGUAUAUAUAAUGUAGCCCCUAAAUGGCUACUCAAUUCCUCAAUGCUCCCUUCGUAGAGAUGUGGUAUAAACUGAUAUCGGUCGCCCUACUAGCCUUAACCAGUGGUUCAAUUGUCGACAAUGCACCAGACUUCAGCGCACUAAUCAGUCGAAAGCCCUCUGCAUUGGCUGCACAGAAGGAGGCUAGAAAGGGACUCGUGGAAAGAGGAACCCUAGGCCACAAUCAGCUUUUUGCAAGAGAUUCGUCAGAUAGAAAGUUUUACAACAACAAGACAUCAGAAUUCUUCAUUGAAUCCCUUCCAGAUAUCCCCUAUGACUUGGGAGAAAUAUAUAGUGGCCUCAUACCCAUCGAUUACAGCAACCAGUCUGAAGCCCUAUUCUUUGUCUUCCAGCCCAAGCUCGGUGAACCUUCUGAAGACAUCACAAUCUGGCUCAAUGGUGGACCUGGCUGCAGCUCUCUUGGUGGAUGGUUACAGGAGAACGGCCUUUGGACUUGGAAGUCUGGUACUCUACAACCUGCUCUCAAUCCAUACUCGUGGGUGAACCUGACCAACAUGCUUUGGGUGGAGCAACCUAUAGGCACUGGCUUCUCUACGGGUACCCCCAAAGCCACCACACAAGAAGAGACUGCACAGGACUUUAUCAAAUGGUUCAAGAACUUCCAAGACGUCUUCGGUAUCAGUAACUACAAGAUAUUUGUUUCCGGUGAAUCGUACGCUGGGAGAUACGUGCCUUAUAUCAGCGCCGCCAUGCUGGAUGAGCAAAAUACGACCUAUUACAAUCUUUCUGGGGCUCUCAUAUACGACCCCGUCAUCGGCGAAUUUGAUGUAGUGCAGCGACAAAUGACAACCUACCCUCUUGUCGAAGCCAACUCCAAUAUGUUCAAUUUCAACGCCACUGUUAUGGCCGAGCUGAAGCAGUAUCACGAGAGUUGUGGUUUCAAGGAUUAUAUUGACAAAUACCUUCAAUUCCCCCCACCUGAAAAACAACCACCUAUGCUUUUUAACAGAAGCGACAACGCCAGUCUCAUGUGCGAUCUAUUUGAUGGUGUGAUGUACCUGGAGAUUCAAGUGAACCCAUGUUUCAACGUCUAUGAGGUUAACAGUAUGUGUCCCUUGCUAUGGGAUGUUCUUGGAAUGCCCACUGGAUUUAACUACGCUCCCGGACCUGUCUACUUAAACAGGUCCGACGUCAAAGCUGCUAUGCACGCACCUCAAAACAUUGACUGGGCCAAGUGUUCCCCAGACCCGGUAUAUGUAGGAGGUUACGCUGGACCGGAGUGGCAAGGCGACCUUUCGGCGGAUCCUAUACAAAAGGUCUUGCCGCAGGUAAUCGAGGCCACAAACAGAGUACUGGUUUCGAAUGGGGAUUAUGAUAUGGCCAUCAUUACCAAUGGUACUCUUCUUUCCAUUCAAAAUAUGACUUGGAACGGCCAGCUUGGAUUCCAGUCCGCCCCAUAUGAGGAAGUCUACAUUGACAUUAUUGACACGCAAUGGUCUGCCAUCUAUGAGGCUAACGGUCUACCUGGUUUCCCCGGGCCCCAGACCACCAUGGGCAUUCAGCAUUAUGAGCGCGGUCUCAUGUGGGUCGAGACCUUCCAAGCUGGUCAUAUGCAACCUCAAUACCAGCCUAGAAUGGCUUAUAGGCAUUUGCAAUGGCUCCUCGGCCAUGUGGACAAGAUUUAGGUCAGCUGUACAUAUAUAUGACCUUUUGUAGUUGCUGUGUUUAGUUAUAUGGAACAUUAGUAUUUGUAGCUUGAUUGCAGUAGUGGCCGGUUUGAUACUAUGAUACCUGUAUUAUAAUAAUUUAGAACAAUGGGAAGAUGGCGGCGUUCGUCUCUGAACGAAAUACCGUUUUUGUCAGUCCACGCCUCCAAGUUAUGAUUGUAAACAAAUUUUGUGCAAUGCAACCUGUUCAAGGUC